ACCUCCUCAUGGAUGUUAGUCGGGUUCGUUAACUGCUGAGCCACGAUGGGAACUCCUAUAUUUUCCAAAUUUUAUACCAUGAAUAUAUACUCCUGUAAUGGGAAUGAAGGGAGUUAAUAUUCUGCCUUGGGAAUUCCCACUGUGGUACAGCAGAUUAAGGAUCUGGUGUUGACUCUGCAGUGGCUUGGGUUGCUGCUGAGAUGUGAAUUUGAUCCCCAGCCCAGUGCAAUGGUUGAAGGAUUUGGUGUUGCCACAGCUGUGAUAUAGGUGACAGCUGAAGCUCAGGUUUGACCCCUGGCCUGGAAAUUUCCAUAUGCGGCCAAAAAAAAAAAAGCUUUGCCUUGCCAUACAUGUUUAAGCAAAUCAUGGUUUUGUUUAAUGUUAAUGUAAAUAGAUCUCAGGAGCCAACUUCUGUAUCCAACUCUAGUUGGAUAUUGAUUCUUUACUAAAAGAGCAGUGGAAUAUAUAGUUUGUUAUCUUUUAAAUCAUUGAUGUGUAGAUUUAGCAUAUUAAAGAUAAGAAUUAUAGUAAUGUUCAUUGUCAAAAUAAGUUCAUGAAUCAUUUAUAGCUGUUGUGUGUGGAUGACUGACCGGGUCAGCUAGGUACAUGGGUAGAGAAAUAUUUGACCUUGUUUGUGUCAUCAGAACGCUUCCAAACUAGUUUUCCCACAUGAAACAAAUAAACAAAAUGCUAAUAAACCUUCCGUUAGAAAGUGUUGAGUUAAACAUAAGAAACUGAUCAUAUGUUACAUAUGACUUUUUAAUAAGAAAAGAGCUCUUUAUUGACUGGUGUUGGCUAUUUCUAUCCCAAAGGUAUAACAACAUAUGGUAGAAUAGAUUAGACCUUUUAAUUCAUAGGUUGAAAUAUUUAUCUUGGAGAUCCACGAGACAUUUUUUUUUCUGAAACGAAUAGACAUUUUUUAGAUCAAUAUUUAAUUUAUUUUAAACUUUAGGUUAAUUGAUGGCUUUUUCUUUUCUUUCAGGCUUAUCCAAGUUUUAGUUUUGUUGCAAAAGCAGGCCAAGACUUAACUUCUCUUGUGAACAAGUGUGCAGAUUGUGACAUAUGUCUGUCCAAGGAAUAAAUAAACAUGCAGUCCUCCCUCCUAUCAUUAGUAGAAGUGACAAAGAAUUUUUGGAAAGAAUGCAAAGAUACAUAAUCACAGAAACUCAAAGAGUGGGCUGUAAUGAGGAAGGACCUGCUGAUGAAUAUUAUAUCAUAUACCGAAACGUUUUUGAUAAGGUAAUAGAGUAUGUCACUGCAUACAAGUCCAUUCUAACUUCAAUCAAAAAAGAAUAUGAUGCCUUUAUUGAAACUAUAAAGAAAGACCAAAGAACUGCAUUCUCUCUUCAUGGAAGACUUAAAGUUUUGGCAGGAGAGCCCACGGCAUUGAUAUAUCACAGGAAAAGAAUACUCCAACUUCAAGAAAAGAUGAAGCAUAUUGAAAAUAAUUCCUCAAAGAUUCAAUUGCAAAUAGAUGAAAUUAAACAACUUAGGGCGGAGUAUGACGCAAAAGAAGUACAAUCUUGUACUUUCUGCAAAGAUCCUUCAAAACCUAUUCCAGGUAUGACUCUCCAAGAAUCUGUCAAUUUAGAUGCUCUCACUAAAUACUUGAAACAUCUUGAAGAUAAAUAUGCAGAAGUUGAACAGCUUAUAUCAAAAAAAUAUGUACCAGCUCAGAGGAAGGCAGAUUUAGAGGAGGAGAUGAUUGUGGUAUUAGAACGUCGAGAUUUAGCUGAAAAUCUGAACAAAGAAUUACAGUUUCGUCAUCAAGGACUGCAGAUUAUUUCACAGGCACUUACUUUGUGGAUAAAAUCUGAUAUGAGCAGAUCAUUUCAAGACAUUGUGGAGCAAAUUCGGAAAACUAAAGAUUUUCAUGAUGAACAAGGCAUCGUUGAGGAAAUCCUUGAAGAUGAUCCUGGCAAGGCAAAAGAAGCUGAACUUUUGCUUUACUAUGUUGAAAGGUUCAAUGAAUUAAUCUCACUUGGGGAAUAUGAAAAGGCAGUUUAUUUUGCAGUGAACAGUCCUAGAAGAAUUCUUCAAAAUAUUGGAACAAUGAAUAAAUUUAAGGCUGUUGGAAAAAUUAGGGGAAAACCUUUCCCAUUGCUCUUAUUUUUUGAAGCUAUCUUUAGCAUAAGUCAUGCUUUUAGACAUCCUGUUGAUGCAGAACUAACUCUGGAAGGAAUCAAAUGUGGAUUAUCUGAGAAACGUUUAGAUUUAGUUAUCAAUUGGGUCACCCAAGAAAGGCUGACAUUUUCUGAGGAGGCUGGAGAUGUGAUUUUUGAUUAUGGGGAGCAGGAUACUUAUAACAAGUCCAAAUGCCUGGCUUUAGCUCAGAUUAUCUAUAGUGAAUGUGGCCUGCAUAAGAAAGCACUUCUUUGCCUGUGUAAACAGGGUCAAAUUCAUGGGGCUAUGGAAUAUAUACAACAAUUCAAGGACUUUACUUCGGAUGACCUGAUGCAGCUAAUAAAGUUAUGUCCCCACAUUGAAUUAAUCCAGUGUCUCACUAAAGAAUGGAAUGGGAAACCACCAUCUUUAUCUUUUGGUCUUGCUCUACUUUACCUGUUUUCUGUAGAUAUGAAAAAAGUUGGCAUUAAGCUACUUCAAGAAAUAAAUAAAGGUGGGAAAGAUGCAAUUGAACAUCUUAUGAUAAAUGAUCCAUUUUGCUCCCUAGAAAAGUGGCAAGAAGUGGCAAAUAUAUGUUUACAGAAUGGCUUUGACAAAUUGUCUAAUGACAUCAUGUCCGUUCUUCGAUCUCAGGCUGGAGUUACAGAAAUUUCUGAAGAGGAUGAUACAGUCAACUUAAUGCAGCAUGUUUUUUGGUAGUUCUACAUUUUAACCAGCUGAGGGAGCCUGUGCAACAUUUUAUGUAUAUUGGUUGGGCAAACUGAUCUUGGUAUAACUAACUUAAAAAUAAACUAGCAUGUAAAAGUUCA
Messenger RNA from Sus scrofa (pig), 2933 nucleotides. NCBI's taxonomy places the organism in Eukaryota, Metazoa, Chordata, Mammalia, Artiodactyla, Suidae. The record is from RefSeq and is a predicted model, not a curated record.